Molecule: messenger RNA, 2154 nt
Organism: Meriones unguiculatus (Mongolian gerbil)
Lineage: Eukaryota; Metazoa; Chordata; Mammalia; Rodentia; Muridae
Gene: Sim2
Product: SIM bHLH transcription factor 2
Biological process (GO): regulation of transcription by RNA polymerase II
Molecular function (GO): RNA polymerase II transcription regulatory region sequence-specific DNA binding; DNA-binding transcription factor activity, RNA polymerase II-specific; protein dimerization activity
Source: RefSeq, a predicted model, not a curated record
UGCCGCGGCCCGAGCGGGGCUCCGCGGGCCUGCAGCGGCGCGGCGAGCUCUAAUAUGCCCAGAGCCGAGGCGCGAUGAAGGAGAAGUCCAAAAAUGCGGCCAAAACCCGGAGGGAGAAGGAAAAUGGCGAGUUCUACGAGCUGGCCAAGCUGCUCCCGCUGCCGUCGGCCAUCACCUCGCAGCUGGACAAAGCGUCCAUCAUCCGCCUCACCACCAGCUACCUGAAGAUGCGCGCCGUCUUCCCGGAAGGUCUAGGAGACGCCUGGGGACAGCCGAGCCGAGCGGGGCCGCUGGACAGCGUGGCCAAAGAGCUGGGAUCCCAUCUGCUGCAGACUCUGGAUGGAUUUGUGUUUGUGGUGGCCUCUGAUGGCAAAAUCAUGUACAUAUCUGAGACCGCGUCUGUUCAUUUAGGCUUGUCGCAGGUGGAGCUCACGGGGAACAGCAUCUACGAGUACAUUCACCCUUCGGACCACGACGAGAUGACAGCGGUCCUCACGGCCCAGCCUCCACUCCGCCAUCACCUGCUGCAGGAGUACGAGAUAGAGAGGUCUUUCUUUCUUCGAAUGAAGUGCGUCUUGGCAAAAAGAAAUGCAGGCCUGACAUGCAGUGGAUACAAGGUUAUCCACUGCAGCGGCUACCUGAAGAUCAGGCAGUAUGUGCUGGACAUGGCCCUGUACGACUCCUGCUACCAGAUAGUGGGGCUGGUGGCCGUGGGCCAGUCGCUGCCACCCAGCGCCGUCACGGAGAUCAAGCUGCACAGUAACAUGUUCAUGUUCAGGGCGAGCCUGGACCUGAAGCUCAUAUUCCUGGACUCCAGGGUGACGGAGCUUACGGGCUACGAGCCACAGGACCUGAUCGAAAAGACACUAUACCAUCACGUGCACGGCUGUGACACCUUUCACCUCCGCUAUGCGCACCAUCUGCUGCUCGUGAAGGGCCAGGUCACCACCAAGUACUACCGGCUGCUGUCCAAGCUGGGCGGCUGGGUGUGGGUGCAGAGCUACGCCACCGUGGUUAACAACAGCCGCUCCUCCCGGCCGCACUGCAUCGUGAGUGUCAAUUAUGUCCUCACAGAUGUGGAAUACAAGGAGCUCCAGCUGUCUGUGGACCAGGUGUCCACCUGUAAGUCUCAGGACUCCUGGAGAACCCCCGUGUCUACCUCACACGAGACCAGAAAGCCAGCAAAACCCAAAAGCGCGAAGAUGAAGACAAAGCUCAGAAUAAACCCAUACCCCACACAGCAGUUCGGCUCGUUCCAGAUGGACAGACUGGAGUGUGGCCAGGUGGGGACCUGGAGAGGCAGCCCCCCCCCAAGUGCGGGCCCCCCAGAGCAGCACCUGCACGCAGAUGGCGGCGACCUCUUGUAUGGGCCUCCCUACGGCCUCCCGUUCUCCUACCACUAUGGACACUUCCCUUUGGACCCCCCCGUCUUCAGCAGCAAGAAGCCAGGACUGCCCACCAAGUUCGGGCAGCCGCAAGGACCCCCGUGUGAGGUGGCACGCUUUUUCCUGAGCACGCUGCCAGCCAGCAGCGAGUGCCAGUGGCAUUACGCCAACCCCCUUGUGCCCAGCAGCUCAUCGCCAGCGAAAAACCUUCCCGAGCCUCUUGUGAGUGCCGGCCGGCAUGGACAUGUGCCAAACUAUGAAGCGCCCAGGUUCGGCGACGACCCGGCCGCGCCCAGCUUCCCGAGCUGCGGCCACUACCGUGAAGAGCCCGCGCCGGGCCCCGCCAGGGCGCGCCAGGCGCCCCGGGACGCAGCCCGGCCGCCGCUGCCCCGGGGGCCCCCCGAGUGCUGCGCGCCCCCCGCGCCCGAGCCGCCCGCGCCCGCGCAGCUGCCGCUGGUGCUGCUCAACUACCACCGCGUGCUGGCGCGCCGCGGGCCGCUCGGGGCCCCCGCGCACCCCGACGCCGGCCCGCCGCGCCCCCGACAGCCCGGCCCCGGGGCCCCGGCGCCCGGCGCGCCCCGGCCGCGCUACCUGGGCGCCUCGGUCAUUAUCACCAACGGCAGGUGACCCGCUCGGCAGGGCGCCGCAGCGAAGCCAUAGGCCAGGUCUUCUCUGGUUCCUUUUCUUUUUUUAAGACUCCCCCCGCCCCCCGCUCCCCAGCAAGGUCCCGCCGACGGGGGGGGCGAACUGUAUAUGCACGAUAUAAAUU